Molecule: messenger RNA, 1164 nt
Organism: Thamnophis sirtalis
Lineage: Eukaryota; Metazoa; Chordata; Lepidosauria; Squamata; Natricidae
Source: RefSeq, a predicted model, not a curated record
AUGCCCCAUGGCUUGGUGGUUCAGGUGAUCAUGGUUAAAGGGAACAUUUUGCAGAACAUGGUUGAGAAGGCAAUGAAGAAGGGGGACAAUAGCAAGAUGAUCAAAGGCAUCAAAGGCCAAGGAUUCCUUUCCGACUUUCUGUCAGUCACCAUGGAUCUAGUCCUCAAGAGGCCCUGGUUUGGGUUUGUGGUCUUCUUCGGUAUUGCGAUAAUCUCUUCGGAAUCGGAGAGUUCCUGUCCAGCCAACGUGAAACUCAACCCAGACUCAAUGAUCCGUUGUAAGUUGAAAAUUACAGAGCUGUCUAUACCCGCUACUGACAUAGACUUACAGCCAACUGACAUGGCGAAAAUUAAAGUGACUAUAAACAUCACAGUUGCUGGGAAAAGCUUUAUUGGUGGGGCUAUGCAGAUCACUGUCGUUGGUGAAAUGCUUUCCUCAGUGACGAUUUCAACAUCCCCCAGUGGCAAAUUGAUGAUGAAGGUGACUUUGUGUAAAGUGGUAGUGAAGAGCUGCAAAACCAACCUUCCCAGCAGCAUGCUUCCCAAGAUAGUGAAUAAGUUUUUGGAUUCUACUCUCGGGAAAGUCAUGCCUGGUGUGAUCAAAAUACAAAAGAAAAAUGGAGAAAUGGUACCGUUCGAAUGUGAGCCCCUCCCCGACGACCUGCCCCCCUGCAAAGAGAAGAUGUCUGCAGUCUACAUGCCUGCCAGUGCCCUCAACGCUGUCCUGGCCUUGGUCCACCCCCUUUUCAACACCGCUCUGACCAAAGUGAAGGGCGCCGCUCCAACCUCUGACGAGCUCAAGAAAAUAUUGCCAGGUAAGCACGACUGCAGCGUCACUUUUGCCACUGAGCAGGAGCACCUGGCCAUCAACCUGAAAGCCGGAUCUUGCAAGACCGUGGAACUUUCUUCCCCCAGUGGAGAUGUAACAGCAGCAGCGAAAUACACGGAAACCAUCAUGGAGCAUCAUAUGCCACAUUGCAAUGGACGUUGUGAUGUUCUGGAAGGACUCCUGUCCACGGUGCCCGGGUGUGGAUGGAGUCUAGAUGAUGGGCUGAAACUUGAUCAGACGAUCUUCAAAGCAGAUGUAACUGAAACAGAUCUCGGUGCUUUAUGUCCAAAAGUGGGCCCUGAAGAAACAGGGAUGGAGGCCUGCUGGAUGAAGUGA